UGCGGGGCACCAGCCUGACGGAAUGUAUCCUAUCAGGCAUAAUGUCAGUUAACAGAAAGAAGGUUCUUCACAUGGACCAAAACCCCUACUAUGGAGGCGCCAAGUGCAUCUAUAACGCCACUGGAAGAUCUAUACAAAAGAUUUAAGUUACCAGGACAACCACCAGCAUCUAUGGAGAGAGGAAGAGACUGGAACAUUGACUUAAUCUCCAAGUUCCUUAUGGCGAAUGGUCAGCUGUCUAAGAUGCUGCUUUACACAGAGGUCACUCACUAUAUGGAUUUCAACGUGAUUGAAGGGAGCUUUGUCUAUAAAGGAGGAAAUAUCUACAAGGUUCCUCCACUGAAGCCGAAGCCCUGGCAUCUAGCUUAAUGGGACUGUUUGAAAAACGUCGCUUCAGAAAAUUCCUAGUGUAUGUUGCUAACUUUGAUGAGAAAGACCCUAGAACUUUUGAGGGUACUGAUCCUCAGAAGACCGCAAUGCAAGACGUGUAUAAGAAGUUUGAUUUGGGCCAAGAUGUUAUAAAUUUCACUGGCCAUUCUCUUGCACUUUACAGAACAGAUGAGUUAAGUGCUAUUUAUGGAGGUACCUACAUGUUGAAUAAACCAACUGAAGAAAUCAUUGUACAAAACGGAAACACGGCUGGUAUAAAAUCUGAAGGACAGAUUGCCCGUUGUAAGCAGCUCAUCUGUGACCCCAGCUAUGUAAAAGAUCGGGUAGAAAAAGUAGGCCAGGUGAUCUGAGUUAUCUGCAUCCUCAGCCACCCUAUCAAGAACACCAAUGAUGCCAACUCUUGCCAGAUCAUUAUUCCACAGAACCAAGUCAAGAGAAAGUCAGAUAUCUACAUUCGCAUGAUCUCCUUUGCACACAAUGUGGUGGCACAGGGGAAGUACACUGCCACUGUAAGUACAACCGUGGAGACCAAGGAACCCAAGAAGGAAAUCAAACCAGCUCUGGAGCUCUUGGAACCAAUUGAGCAGAAAUUUGUCAGCAUCAAUGGCCUCUUUGUACCUAAAGAUUUGGGAAGAGAGAGCCAGAUCUUUAUUUCCCGUGCAUAUGAUGCAACAACUCACUUCGAGACAACCUGUGAUGACGUUAAAGACAUCUAUGAGAGGACGACCAGAUCGGAGUUUGACUUUGAAGAAAUGAAGCACAAGAAGAACGACAUUUAUGGAGAAGACUAA
Messenger RNA from Nannospalax galili (Upper Galilee mountains blind mole rat), 1181 nucleotides. RefSeq names its product rab GDP dissociation inhibitor beta-like. The record is from RefSeq and is a predicted model, not a curated record. Gene Ontology annotation, molecular function: Rab GDP-dissociation inhibitor activity. Gene Ontology annotation, biological process: small GTPase-mediated signal transduction; vesicle-mediated transport. The transcript is spliced from 2 exons. Lineage: Eukaryota; Metazoa; Chordata; Mammalia; Rodentia; Spalacidae. Gene Ontology annotation, cellular component: cytoplasm.